Sorex araneus (European shrew) is the source of this 1162-nucleotide messenger RNA. RefSeq names its product RWD domain containing 4 (gene RWDD4). The transcript has 7 exons. The record is from RefSeq and is a predicted model, not a curated record. Bases 269 to 853 code for a protein of 194 amino acids. Lineage: Eukaryota; Metazoa; Chordata; Mammalia; Eulipotyphla; Soricidae. Gene Ontology annotation, molecular function: protein binding.
GGCGGGGAGGGGGCGGAGCCUGGCUCAGCCCCGCGGCGUCCCCGGCGCCCCCGCUGCCCCCCGCGGCUCUCCCCGCCAGCUACCCCACCGACGCAGCCCGUACUGCCCCCCUUCCCCACGAGGGCCGGGGGCGCGCGGGACCCCCGGGUCGCGGCGCUCGCAGCUGUGUCGCCUCCCGCCGCCGAGGACGCCCCGACUGCGGGGCCUGUGCGUGGCCGCCGCCGCUGGGGAGGAGUCGGGGCGCGGGGGACCCCCGGUGACCGGCGCGAUGAGUGCCAACGAGGACCAGGAGAUGGAGCUGGAAGCAUUACGUUCUAUUUAUGAAGGAGACGAAAGUUUUCGGGAAUUAAGUCCAGUUUCGUUUCAAUAUCGGAUAGGUGAAGACGGGGACCCCAAAGCCUUCUUAAUCGAGAUCUCCUGGACGGAGACCUACCCGCAGACGCCGCCCAUCAUCUCCAUGAACGCCUUCUUCAACAACACCAUCUCGCCCGCCGUGAAGCAGAGCAUCUUGGCCCAGCUGCAGGAGGCCGUGGACGUGAACCUGGGCACCGCCAUGACCUAUACACUCUUUGAGUUUGCCAAGGACAACAAGGAGCGGUUCAUGGAGAACCACCACCCCGUCACCUCCACGACAUCCAUAAGCAAUAUCCUCUCGGUCGAAACUCCGAAUUCAGCCCCAUCGAGUAAGAAAAAAGACAAAAAAGAGCAACUUUCCAAAGCCCAGAAACGGAAGCUGGCAGAUAAAACAGACCACAAAGGAGAACUUCCCAGGGGAUGGAACUGGGUGGAUGUGGUGAAGCAUGUGAGUGUCUCUCGCUACCCCUCCCUCUCCUUGCCUGCUGCCCCAGUGUGAAACACUCCUUUUUUUUAUUAAUGAUGAUGGAAAAAUCUGUCCCAGUGCCGUGUAAUCAGAAGAAUGAACAAUACCUUUUUUUUUUUUAAUUAACUUUUUUGGUGGGGGCACACCCAGCUUGCUCAAGAAUCACUCCCGGCAGAGCCAAGCAGUUAGGGUGCUUGCCUCAUACACGGCCGACCUGGGUUUCAUCCCCGGCACGCAGUAGGAUCCCCAAAGCCCUGCCAGGAGUGAUCUUUGGGUGCAGAGCCAGGACUAAUCCCUGAGCAGUGCCAGGUGUGACUCAAAAACGAAAAUAACAAUAGGGGC